This is a messenger RNA of Mirounga angustirostris (Northern elephant seal), 9969 nucleotides long. It is a transcript of the gene RAPH1, whose product is annotated as Ras association (RalGDS/AF-6) and pleckstrin homology domains 1. Gene Ontology annotation, cellular component: cytosol; plasma membrane. The record is from RefSeq and is a predicted model, not a curated record. Gene Ontology annotation, biological process: signal transduction. Lineage: Eukaryota; Metazoa; Chordata; Mammalia; Carnivora; Phocidae.
GCGGGCGCGGCCGCCUGCGCCGGAAGUGAGUGGUUGGCGGCGGGCGGGGGCAGCGAGCGGCCGGGCGCGAGUCGGUCCGCAAGUCCGCCGCCGGGCCCUCAGCUCCGCCUCCUGCGUCUCGCCCGGACGCGGCCGCACUCGGAUCGGCCACCGCUGGGCGCUGCGGCCGCCCCGCCUGCUGCGCGCUCCCGCCCCGCCCCCGCCGCCGCCGCCGCCGCCCGGUCGGUCGGUCAGUCAGUCAGUCACGGUGCGCGCGGCGCGGGAGCUGCGGGCGCUCACGGCGUCUCCGGGGAAGGAGCGCCGCGCCUGAGGAGGCGGCGGCGGCGGGAGCAGCGGGAGCGGAGGCUGCUCAGCCCUGGGCCGCUGGAGGAUCGAGCAGCUGCCGCGAUGGAUCAGUUAUCAGAUGAAGAAAUUGACCAUGGUGCUGAAGAAGACAGUGAUAAGGAAGAUCAGGACCUGGACAAAAUGUUUGGAGCCUGGCUAGGGGAGCUAGACAAACUCACUCAGAGUUUGGAUUCUGACAAGCCCGUGGAACCAGUAAAAAGAUCUCCUCUUCGUCAGGAAACAAAUAUGGCCAAUUUUUCUUACCGCUUCUCCAUAUACAACUUGAAUGAAGCUCUGAAUCAGGGAGAAACUGUGGAUCUGGAUGCCCUGAUGGCCGAUCUUUGCUCCAUAGAGCAGGAGCUCAGCAGUAUUGGUGCAGGAAAUAGUAAGCGUCAAAUCACAGAAACAAAACCCACUCAGAAAUUACCUGCCAGCCGACAUACAUCAAAACAUGGCACUUUGAAAGGAUUGUCUUCAUCUAACAGGAUAACUAAACCAUCACAUGCCAACUACUCCCUGGAUGACAUCACUGCACAGUUAGAACAGGCUUCCUUGAGCAUGGAUGAGGCUGCUCAGCAAUCUGUACUAGAGGAUACUAAGCCCUCAGUAACUAAUCAGCACAGAAGAACAGCAUCAGCAGGCACAUUGAGCGAUGCUGAAGUGCGCUCUAUUAGUAACUCCUCUCGUUCCAGCAUCACCUCUGCAACCUCCAGCAUGGACUCUUUGGAUAUUGAUAAAGUAACACGCCCUCAAGAACUGGAUUUGACACAUCAGGGGCAGCCAAUUACUGAGGAAGAACAGGCAGCAAAAUUGAAAGCUGAGAAGAUCAGAGUUGCCCUGGAGAAAAUUAAAGAGGCACAAGUGAAAAAGUUGGUGAUUAGAGUCCACAUGUCUGACGAUAGUUCUAAAACAAUGAUGGUGGAUGAGAGGCAGACAGUGAGACAAGUGCUGGAUAACCUAAUGGACAAAUCCCACUGCGGUUAUAGUUUAGACUGGUCGCUGGUAGAAACCAUCUCUGAAUUACAAAUGGAGAGAAUCUUUGAAGACCAUGAAAACUUGGUUGAAAAUCUUCUUAAUUGGACAAGAGAUAGCCAAAACAAGCUUGUAUUUAUGGAACGUAUAGAAAAAUAUGCACUUUUCAAAAACCCACAGAAUUAUCUUCUGGGGAAAAAGGAAACUGCCGAGAUGGCAGAUAGAAACAAAGAAGUGCUAUUGGAGGAAUGUUUUUGUGGAAGUUCUGUAACUGUACCAGAAAUUGAAGGAGUCCUGUGGUUGAAAGAUGAUGGCAAAAAGUCAUGGAAAAAGCGUUAUUUUCUCUUGCGAGCAUCUGGUAUCUACUAUGUCCCUAAAGGAAAAGCAAAGGUCUCUAGGGAACUGGUAUGCUUUCUCCAACUGGAUCAUGUCAAUGUUUAUUAUGGACAGGACUACCGGAACAAAUACAAAGCACCUACAGAUUAUUGUCUGGUGCUAAAGCACCCACAGAUCCAGAAGAAAUCUCAGUACAUCAAGUACCUUUGUUGUGAUGAUGUGAGGACCCUGCAUCAAUGGGUCAAUGGUAUCCGCAUUGCAAAGUACGGGAAACAGCUCUACAUGAACUAUCAAGAAGCCUUGAAGAGGACAGAGUCGGCUUAUGAUUGGACUUCCUUAUCCAGCUCCAGCAUUAAAUCAGGAUCCAGUUCUUCAAGCAUCCCAGAGUCUCAGUCAAAUCAUUCUAAUCAAUCUGACAGCGGAGUAUCUGAUACUCAGCCAGCAGGACAUGUCCGUUCCCAGAGUAUUGUGAGCUCCAUCUUCUCUGAAGCCUGGAAACGUGGUACUCAGUUGGAAGAGUCCAGCAAGGCCAGAAUGGAGUCUAUGAAUCGACCCUACACUUCACUUAUGCCCCCUUUAUCCCCACAGCCCAAGCUGGUCACCCCCUACACUGCCUCACAGCCUUCCCCGCCUCUCCCACCCCCGCCCCCGCCCCCGCCCCCGCCCCCCCCUCCACCCCCCCCACCUCCCCCACCUCUGCCCAGCCAGUCGGCACCUUCUGCUGGCUCAGCAGCCACCAUGUUCGUCAAGUAUAGCACAAUAACCAGGCUGCAGAACGCUUCUCAGCACUCAGGACCCCUAUUCAAGCCUCCGCCGCCCUCAGUGAUACAGUCUCUGGCCUCCACCUCCCAGUCAGGAAAGCCUCAGAUCCUGGUGCCCCCCAGUGGGGUCGUUCCCCCACCCCCGCCCCCACCCCCACCCCCCACCCCGGGCUCAGCUAUGGCCCAGCUCAAACCGGCACCCUGCACCCCGUCCCUCCCACAGUUCAGCCCUCCACCUCCUCCACUGAAGAUUCAUCACGUUCAGCAUGCCACUCAAGUGGCCCCUCUGACGCCACCACCACCCCCUCCUGUCCCUACACCCCUUCCUCCCCAGGCGCCCCCCAAACCCCUUGUGACGAUGCCCCCACCAACCAGCACCAAGACCGUGCCCCCUGUUAUGACACAAGCUGUGCCAGCCACACCUACUCCUCCAGCUCCCCCAGCAAAAAAGCAGCCGGCUUUUCCUGUGUCCCACAUCCCACCCUCUUCCCCUGCUCCUCCUGGUCCAGUCCCCCCACCCACGUUGCCCAAGCAGCAGAGCUUCUGCGUAAAACCACCUCCCUCUCCGCUGUCUCCCGCGCCCUCAGUCGUGAAGCAGAUAGCCAGCCAGUUUCCGCCCCCUCCAGCCCCUCCUCCCGUGGAGCAGCCCUUCAGGCCUCCCUCCGCGAAUGUGGCCCCACAGUCCCCUCCUGCUGUGAAAGCGAAACCCAAGUGGCAGCCCAGCUCUAUCCCUGUCCCCUCUCCGGAUUUCCCUCCUCCUCCUCCUGAGAGCAGCCUGGUGUUUCCCCCUCCUCCUCCCCCCCCUCCGCCCCCCCCUCCUCCUCCUCCUCCUCCACCGGCCCUGGUCCCACCACCCCUGACAGCUACACCCUCAGCUUCUCCUGCCUCCGACAAAAGUGGAUCUCCAGGCAAAAAGACCAGUAAGACAUCCAGCCCCGGGGCAAAGAAACCUCCCCCAACCCCACAGCGAAACUCCAGCAUUAAGUCCAGCAGUUGCACCGAGCACCCUGAGCCCAAGAGACCCUCAGUAGACAGUCUAGUGAGCAAGUUUGCAUCGUCAGCAGAACCCUCAGGAUCUCCCAGCAAAGAGACCCCACCACCUCCGGCGGCGCCCCCCAAACCCGGAAAACUAAGUCUUGCUGGAGUUAACCUUCCUGGAGUUCUCCAACAAGGGUGUGUGUCAACAAAAGCAUCUGUCCUGAGUGGGCGCGGAAAGGACUCUGUGGUAGAAUUUCCUUCUCCUCCAUCCGAUUCCGACUUCCCACCCCCUCCACCUGAAAUAGAGCUUCCUCUGCCCCCCAUAGAGAUUCCAGCUGUAUUCUCGGGAAACACCUCUCCAAAAGUGGCAGUCGUUAAUCCUCAACCACAGCCAUGGUCCAAAACAUCGGCGAAGAAGGCCCCUCCCCCCACACGACCCAAACGGAAUGACAGCACCCGCCUCACUCAAGCAGAGAUCUCUGAGCAGCCAGCAACGGCCACAGUUGUGCCACAAGUGCCCACCUCUCCCAAGUCCGGCCUUAGCGUCCAGCCUGGAUUCCUCGCUGACCUCAACAGGACACUGCAACGGAAGUCCGUCACCCGGCACGGCUCGCUCUCCUCCUCCCGCAUGUCCAGGGCAGAGCCCACAGCCACCAUGGAUGAUAUGGCACUGCCGCCGCCCCCCCCGGAACUGCUUUCUGAUCAACAGAAAGCCGGUUACGGAGGUAGUCAUAUAUCGGGCUAUGCAACACUGCGGAGAGGACCCCCUCCCGCACCCCCCAAGAGAGACCAGAACACCAAGCUCUCGAGAGACUGGUAGUAGCUACCGUAGGACUUUAUUUGCGUGGUAUCUGUAAUCAGCUCUACAAUCAGCUCACCUGAUCACCUAUGAAUUCUGGUGUGCAGAGCCUCCUAGUAUGAUGUUGUUAUUCAGGUAGUACCCAGCUGUGUGUGGUGUGUACGUGUGCGUGGACACGCAUAGCUAUACAUAGAUCGUGUGUUUAUGUGUAUGUAUAUAUAUGUAUACAUAUAUGUAUGUGUAUAUGUAUAUAGAGAGCUGAGAGUGAGUCUAUUUAUUCCUUUUCUCUCCUAACCUGAAUAUGGGUUUGUGUAUUUUGGGUGGAAGAGGCAUGGAAGGGGAUGUGUGUCCUGUCCCUUAGGAUUUCUGUUAUCUCUCAUGUGGGUUGGACCAAAAACUUUUAAUGACUGACUUAGAAGGCAUUUUAUAAGUGUUCAUGUGCAGCCUCUCUGUGCAUGUUGUGUAUUAUAUAUUAAGGAAUAGAUGUAUUAUGUGCUGUUUCUCAGUUUGAGAAGACAGCAGAAUGUUUGGUGUAUCGAUGGGACUUUUAGGUUUGUUUUUUCCCCAGUUGGCUGAAGUUCGAACUGCUUGGCCGACACUUCAUCACUUAUACCUGAAGGGGCACUUUAAAUCAGGAAACUGUCAGCAUCAUGGGUGGGUCACUAGUGCAGAAUGGGGAAGUUUCCACAGAUGCUGCGUCCGUCCGUGGUUGUGGAUAGGAAGUAAACACACAAUGUCACUAAACCAUUCUAGUUGUAGGGCCGCCAUGAUCCCACCUGUAUCUAGGAUGUGUUCUGUCACAGGUAAGCUCUUUGCCUACAAUACAUGGAUAAUUUAGUACUGUAAUCCCGGAUAGUUCUUUUUGUACUGUUGGCAUCUUUUUCACGAGCUUUGCGAAGCCUCAUCAAGCUUGGCUUUGUGAUUCUUGUUUUGAUUUGUCGUGAGAGAAUAUCUGACACAAUACCCCUGGAAUGCUCUGUCCCGGUAUGUCUUUGGGUCACCAGUUAUAUAGUGUGUGCUUUAGGUAGAUGUUGAUAGUAGAGAUCUGUAGACAAUUGCUCUAUCACAUACACACAUCCCAUGUCCGAUACAGUGCAUCAUUACAAAAACAAAAUUAGCUUCUGAUUGCGUCUUUUUUGCGUGUCGCUCUAGAAUGGGUGAUUAGGAAAGAGCAGGCCUGCCCCCUGUGCAGGUACCAUUUGUCGGGUUGUGUAUGGACUGUGGUGUAGAAGAGAGAAUCCACUGGAGUACGGGACUCUCCCAGCGGGAGGCGAAAAGGGAGGUUUGUGACCAUUCCAUCUUUAGCUACUAGAGCUCGCUCGGACUCUUGCUUGCUGUGGCCUGGUUGUGGAGAUCUGUCCAGGUCCCCGGGUGUUCAGGUGGAGUAGUGUAGUCCAAGUACAGUGAGUGACAUUACAUAUUAUGCACGUGCGGUUUGGUGUAAAAUGGAAUCAUUGCUCUAAUGACCCACUGCAUUCUCUCUGCUUCACACCCUGCCUGACGCCUUUGUUGUUGUUGCUGUUGCUGUUCUGUGAAUUUUCCUUGGUAUCUGAGAGAAGUAUGUACUGUCCCAUCAGUUUAUGAUGACGAAGUGGCCAUUACAAAUAAAAUGCAACCUCAGAGCUGCUCUUAAACAAUAAAAACUAGCCAUCCCAGCGGUGAUAAAUGAGCACAUCUUGUAAUCCAAGUCUCUACCUGUCGUGAAUCAGAAUUACCAGUGCAGCCUGCAAAAAUCUUUGACAUUGUCCCAUAAGAAAAAAGUGAAGUCAGUGCAGCGGGGCAGAGAUAGUAAAGAAUUUAAGAAUAAGCAAAAGUUGUACUGUAUACACAAGAUACUCCUAUAAACCCACCUCCAAAAAAAGGACUGCAUCAGAGAGAGUAUGAAGUGGCGCCUCUCCAUUGCCUACAUGUCUAGGAUAUCAUUCAGCAAUUCAUGUGCUUACAGAGCAAUAAGAAUAUGUACCACUGUGCAUUUUUUAAAGUCCUGCUCUUUAAAAGACACUUUUUGGAUCUUCUCAUUUGUUCUCAAACUUUGUGUGCUUGAUAUUCUUAGGCUUAUGAAGUGACCAUUAACACAUCGGCACUGUUAAUUUAAGCAUGCGCAGCAGUUUCAGUAAUGGUUGAGCACAGAUGGCCAAGCUCCGCUGUAACUCAUGAGUGAAGUAACUUCCCACAGUUCUGCCUGCUGCCUGCAGCUUUAUAUUCUAAGGACCACCCUUAUUUGUCAGGUAAAGUGAGUAAUAGGAAUCCAGUGACAGAAAUAUUCAUCACUAGGGUUUUUGUGGGGGUGAUGGUCUUUAUUUUGCAUGAAGGUGGACUUCAGCUUUCCUGGAGGGGAAAAACACUAGUAUUCCCUCAGUCCUCCUUCACGCAUGAUUUGGGCCCUAAGAUGCAGCCUUGCUUGAGUCAGUGUGGGGUGCCCUAGGACUUCUUGGCUUGUGUCAGUCCUGAGAGCCAUCCGACCCGAUGCGCCCGCGUUACCACUUUCCUGAAAGAGCAGACAUCCUUUAGAACGCUUGCGGCACUAAGAAGAGAGCUGUGCCCUUUACACCCGAAUCCCGUGGCUUGUCUGCAGCAGGUGGUUUUCCUUUACGUUUCUCCAAGGACAGAAAAGGCUAUUACUAAUCAGCUUUUCCCCCGUUUGUUUUAUGUGAAACACUGAAUCAGAGAACCCCACAAAAUAAUACAUUAGAUUAUACUUCUAGCUUUUUACUCCCUAGUGGGAUUUUUGUUGGGAUGAAGUUGUGUGGGGUUCUUUUGAGACGACUCUGUUACUCUUGGAACUUCUCUCUGGUGUGUGGUUGGAGAACACGGACUGCCGAAGGACACUAGGGCUGCGCCUUCCUUCCUCCAGUGCCGUCUGCUCAGUAGCUCUUCCAACCCCAUGUAUCUGCUUCUGCUCAGAGAAGAACAUCUGGGCAGCUGACCUGGCUGGACGGAGAAGUGAAUAGCGUUGGGGGCAGUGCAAACAGGUGCCUGUUUCAGCUAGUGACUUGGUUAAUUAGUGACAGCCUCCACUUCUACCACAGGUCAUUUCAGAAUUGGUGAUCACCUGUGCUUAAGGUUUGGGUACUAACUCUGAAGGGCAGCAGAGCCUAUUCUGUUAAUAAAACAAAUGACAUAGGGGCGCCUGGGUGGCUCAGUCGUUAAGCGUCUGCCUUCGGCUCAGGUCAUGGUCCCAGGGUCCUGGGAUCGAGCCCCGCAUCGGGCUCCCUGCUCCGCGGGAAGCCUGCUUUUCCCUCUCCCACUCCCCCUGCUUGUGUUCCCUCUCUCGCUGUCUCUGUCAAAGAAAUAAAAUCUUGAAAAAAAAAAAUGACAUAGGUUCUAGGUAAGAAUAUAAAUGCUAGACUCUUCUGUAUUGACAUUUUAUUCAGCUGGGUUUUUACUACUCAAACACAUUUCUUCAGCUGCUAUAAUACUUCCUUAGGAUAGGUAUUCUUAUGGCUUUCAUAGGUACCCACCUAACUGUAAAUUGGAUUUUUUUUAAAUUUCUGGGACUUUUUAAGAUGAGAAAGAUUGGCGACUUAAAAAUUAUAGGAAAUAAUUUUCAUCAGAAAAUGUCAAAGUAAUGUAGAGGUGAUGGUGUUUUACAGCUCUCUAAAAUGAAAGUGCUCCCGCCCACUGACGGCAUACUGUGCUAAGGGCCGUGAACCAUCUUGGAAGUCCUCUCUCUGUGUGGAAGUUUACUUGCCACUAAAAACAAUGCUGAGUUUAUCAAGAAAGUUUAGACAAAAUUGGGAGAUCAUGAAUAAAUAACCCCAAUACAGUGACAACUGAGAUCAAGAUUAACAGGAGCUGUGCAUCCAGUUAGUUUCAGAAGCUGCUCUUCUGGGAGAAUACAACUGCUAAUAAGCUUGUGUCAAGGAUGUAAGGUUACGAAAUAGCCUGGAAAAAAAAGUAAACGGUAUGGACCGGUUUUAUUUGACUAUCAAGCCACCAACAGAACCCUUUGUCACCUUUUUUUCUUCCGCUAAAAGCAAUUUGUUACAAACAUGAGGUGAAUUUAAAAAAACCUUUUCCCUAGUUUUAAUUUUUCAUAUACCUUCACGAGCUAACAAAUUACAACUGCUAAGUGUCUCAGAUUUUAUUCAAGUUUAGACCAGUUAAACCUGUAUGGCCCUGUAUGAUUAUAGGUGUAAUGACUUGCUUUAAGUAGGUAUAAUAAUUUGGAUUUAUACACUUGAUGAGAAGAUGUCUGUUUCUAAAACUCCCUUUUAGGUUGCCAGUACCUUUUGGCACUUUUGACUUUUGCUUAUACACUUUACAUCAAUGUGGGUUAUCCCUAGCCCUACAGGAGUAUGUGCUCACUCACCAAGUUGAGAUUUGAUGCACAGAGAGAUGCAAGUACAAUGAAAUAUCCUAUUUUUUUAAGAUUUAUUUUCCUUUAAAAAUUCAAUAGAACAUUUCUACACUUUUAACCAGUCUAUCCCUCCAGCUAAACAAGUGCUCUGUUCUUACUGUGCCCUCGGAAGGUCUAUAUGUAAAAGAAACCUGAAAUUAAGCUGUAGAAUACAUUUGCUAAAUAACAACAAUAUACUUGAUAAACACGUUAAGGGAAAAAAAUCUCCAAUUUGUUUGCUCUUUGCUGAAGAGAAGACACUAUCUGCUAUAAUCCCCAGUGCCUUGAACUCUUUUGGAGGAAUAGCAUUUAAAAAAUAUCCAACAAGCAAACUUUGAGGUGCUAGUGAAAGAAGGAAGAUGAGUAUUUGUAGUUUGCGCAGAAGUAGAGAAAGUGUCUGUCUCACAAGAGAUGGCUUUCAUCUACCUGAAUGGGGUCUGGCCGCUUUCUACCAAAGACAUUUAGAGAAGUGAGUCUAGUCAGGGUGAUGGCGAUUACUACAUAUUAAAAGAUAGCUAAGUUCAGAAGUGACCCUGUUGAUCAUGGAUGGCUAUUAAUACCAAGCUCUUAACUGCUGAAGCCUCAACCUCUUCUUAGGCAGAACAUGCUUGCAGCACUUACAGAAAGUCUUUGCGUUUUGGGAACUGUCCAUUGUUGUCAGAUUUAUUGUAACCUAAUACCAAAAACUGCCAUUUUUCAUGAUUCCUACUUCCUAUAUUUUUUUUUUCUACUUGUAAAUAAUCCCUCCUAGAAAAUAAGCGUUAACUGGAAUGUUUCAAAUGAUUUUGCUUAAUUUUAUCAUUCGCCACUAGUGAACUCCUUUUAUAGAAAUGUACAUUUACAAUAUCAUUAGCUUGUGCUAAAUGUUGUAAAAACAGUUUACUGUUUUAAAGGAAAGUUGCACAUAUUUAACUGGGAUUGCUCCUUUUCCCAUUUCUUGAAAAAAUGGAGUCAAGGCUUACACUGUUAUCUAGGCUGUGGGAGCUUUGCCAUAAAUAAAUAGAUACAAUGUAGGAGUAUAGUUUUUUAAAGCAUGAAAAGAAGGCAAAAGGAACUGCAUUAUAAAGUACCUAAUAGAGAACAUUAUUCAAGAUUAUGAUUAUGCACAGCUUGGUAAAGGUGAAGUUACAAUUUUUUUUCUUUCAGCUUUGUUGUUUUCUUCUGCUUAAAUGUACGCUCUCAUUUCAUUAUGUGCCUUGCUCCCUGAUUGUGCAAACCUAUAUAUAGAUUAUAUAUAGAUAUAUAUAUGAGAGAGAGAUAUAUUCAGUACUACUGACAAUGUUUUUUUUGUUCUACUGCUGGAUUAAGUUAUUUUCCAAAUUACUCUACCAGUUACUGUCGGUGAACUAUUGUAACGGCUUAGGACAGUAGUCAUACAGUGUAAAUUUGUUUUGUUUUGUGUUUUCAUUAUGUCCGCUUACCCAAUCCUUAAUAAAAAGAAUACAUAGAUUUCAUUUAAA